Messenger RNA from Candida tropicalis MYA-3404, 876 nucleotides. It is a transcript of the gene PRE5, whose product is annotated as proteasome core particle subunit alpha 6. Gene Ontology annotation, cellular component: nucleus; proteasome core complex, alpha-subunit complex; proteasome core complex. The transcript has a single exon. Bases 1 to 876 code for a protein of 291 amino acids. The record is from RefSeq and is a predicted model, not a curated record. NCBI's taxonomy places the organism in Eukaryota, Fungi, Ascomycota, Pichiomycetes, Serinales, Debaryomycetaceae. Gene Ontology annotation, biological process: ubiquitin-dependent protein catabolic process.
AUGUUUAGAAAUAAUUACGAUAACGAUUCAGUGACUUAUUCUCCAACAGGUAGAUUAUUCCAAGUUGAAUAUGCAUUGGAAGCUAUUAAACAAGGGAGUGCGGCCGUUGGGUUAACUUCCAAUGAUUAUGUUGUUUUAGUAGCUCUAAAGAGAAAUGCUGAAGAAUUGGGAUCAUAUCAAAAGAAAAUCAUUAAAAUUGAUGAUCAUAUGGGUGUAGCAUUGGCUGGUUUAGCACCAGAUGCAAGAGUUUUAUCUAAUUUUUUAAGAAAACAAGCUAUGCAAUGUAAAAUGAUUUUUAAUCGACCAAUUCAAACAUAUAAAGCAGUUUUAUCAAUUGCUGAUAAAGCACAAGAAAAUACUCAAAGUUAUGGUUCAAGACCUUAUGGUGUAGGUUUAUUAAUUGCUGGAUAUGAUGAAACUGGUGCUCAUCUUUUUGAAUUUCAACCAAGUGGAAGUGUAUUGGAAUAUUUUGGUGCUGCUAUAGGUGCAAGAUCUCAAGCUGCUCGUACAUAUUUGGAAAGAAAUUUGGAAGAAAUUAAAAAAUGUGAUGAUGUUGAACAGUUGGUUCUUCAUGGUUUGUAUGCCUUGAGAGAUACUUUGUCUCAAGACAUUGAAUUGACAUUUAAAAACACCAGUGUUUCUAUCGUAGGUAAAGAUCAAAAGUUUGUAUCAUAUGAUGAUGAAAAUGUUCAACAAUGGUUAGAUAAAUUAGAUUCAGUAUCAAACACUAGAAAUAGAGACGAUGGCGAUGAAGAAGGUGAUGAAGAACAACAACAAGAAGAAGAAGGAGAAACCGGUCAAACUACCGAAGAAGGUGCACAACAAGGCGAAGGAGAGCAAGCCCCAGGUGAUGACAGAAUGGAAACUGAUGAAUAG